Messenger RNA from Sparassis crispa, 2001 nucleotides. RefSeq lists its product as hypothetical. Bases 1 to 2001 code for a protein of 666 amino acids. The transcript is spliced from 4 exons. Lineage: Eukaryota; Fungi; Basidiomycota; Agaricomycetes; Polyporales; Sparassidaceae. The record is from RefSeq and is a predicted model, not a curated record.
AUGGACUUCCGAACGCCGAAUGUGCAGAAGCGACGUGACGCAGUCGUCCUCCCUCUGGCGAAGCAUCCCGAGAACCCGAGUUUGUGGAAUGACGAGAUUCUAUUAAGACUCAAUGAAUUCAUGGGUGACGUCGACACAUUCCACAAAGUCUUCGUGCCUUGUAAUGAGCCGUGCCCCGUACCCAGCAGGAAGGAGGCCAUCUACGGGGCCUUUCUUCCGCUCGUUGGUAUCAGGAACGAGCUCGAAAUGUAUGAUCCACUAAUCCAAGGCUUGGACUUGAUUACAUCCGAAUUUCCGAACAAUAAGCCUCUUGAAUUCCGCAAUACAUCACGAACUGAUUUCCACUUUCCGUUUGCGAGGUGGGAUCCCCAACAUCAUAUAACACGACCGGAUGUGGUGGCAUUGGUUCCCAAUACGUCACCCGAUUCCACGGAGCUCGACAAGUGGAGGAAUGUUUCACUCGUAUUUGAGGUCAAGGCCAAAGAAAGCGAAGACCCGGUGCUCAGCUCUAGCAGCUCUAGCGAAGAACACGCCAGGACGAGGAUUCAGCUUGCAAAAAAUGUCAGGAACUUGAUGUUCGCCCAUAACAAUUUAUACUGCUUUGUGGUCGGCAUUUACGAACAGAUCGCUCGCAUCUUUCGAUUUGACAGAGUGUCCGCCAUUGCAUCACCCCCGAUACCUUACCGAACAGAUCCGACAAAGCUGCGGGAGUUUCUGUGGCACUUUGUCCAUCCAGCAUAUGGCAAUGGUGUCAAUGGUAUGGACAAGCUAUCCGUGCGAGCGACGGGAAGCUGUGUCCACUGGACUCAAGAUUUAUUUGACUCUCAUGGUCAGCCAUUGACAGCUGAAGACCUAGAGCAUAACCAUCUGGUGACUAUUCCUCCGAUGACAGUGGUCAAACCAAACCUCUUUGGACGCUGCACGGUUGUACAGGAAGUGGUCAGGAAGAGCGAUGAAGGUGCGGAUGUGACCAGGUGUAUCAUGAAAGAGUCAUGGCGACAGGAUAUCUGGACCUCUGAACUGGAAUUCUAUGAAUGCAUUAAGGAGCGCAUUAAGCUUUUGGAGAAGCAUGCUGCACAAGGAGGUGAGAAGUUUGAGUUAGUUGGGCUUGCACGAAUAGUGCGUGGCGUGGAUCUCAGCACUCUGGAGAUGUCAAAGCUGGAGCGCAGGACAGGGAGGAUGCCAUCAGCAUUAUUUGGCUCUUAUUGCCCGGAAGACACGAACCUGCAAAGUUCAUCGUUGAGUAAGGCUAUCACUAUGUUACUGCCUCAUCCUCCGCAGACGCCUCCACCAAAGAAACGACAGGCAGAUCCACCCAAAGCGGUGCUCGUUGGAGCUGCCUCUCAAGAAAGCAUCUCCCUUCUAGAUGCUGUCACCACAUUGAGCCAGUCACCUACCCUCCUUGACAAUAAGGCUACCACGUUCUUAUUGCCCCAGGCCAGCGCGGUGCCGGUGGUGGUCCCUGAUUCUACCUAUCACCACACGAUGUCAGGACUCGUCCGAAACUCAGAUCUAGGAAUGACUACUGAAUGGAACCAGAUGCAUCUGAUCUUGGAUAUAAUUGGUCUCCCGAUCGAUGAUUUUUGCCAGACCAAGGAGAUGGUACUAGCAAUUCAUGAUGCCAUGACAGGUCAUCAAUUUGCUUAUGAGUCUGGCAUCUUACACCGGGACGUCAGUCAUGGUAACAUCAUGAUUGCGGAAGGUAAACCUUUCAAAGAGUUUAUCCUGGACUUCGAUUACAGUAGUUUCUGGAUGGAUGCGCAAGCGAAGAAGAACCUCGUGCCUGCAAUCAUUGGCGCUAUCAUGGAGGCUUGCAGAUGGUAUGGGGACCAUCUGUUCGAGGAAGGAGACUCUGCGAGAACGACAAUACCCCAUGUCAGCAAUAAUGUGAUGUAUGACAUCAGGAAAUCUACAAGUUUUUGGGAGUGUCUUGGAAUGCUUGCCAUCUCGAAGCCGGUCUUGAUCUUGGAAAGUUGUCUUGGAGCCGGUCUUGGCCUUUGA